CUUGUACGUCUCGCCUUGUCAGACGUACGUACGAAACUACAGACGUUAGUAUCGUACAUAUAGACUUUCAAACUAGUUAAAAAUAAGCAAUUUCAUCUCAUUAAUCAGUGAAAGAUGAGACGAAAUAGUGUUACACAGAGGAAAAUCUCUGACGGUGGUCAAGUCCGAGGAUUUAGUGUGAAUAGUUACAAAAGAUGUGUGGCUGGUGGGGGCGGUCGUCGAAGAAAAUCUUCCGCUACUUCCAUGCGGACAUCAAUCUCCAGAAAAAUCUCCUCCUGUACCUCACCAUACACGUCCAAUUUCGGGCUGAGAGGUCUUUUUCUCAUACUCCUAGUUUAUUCUGGUCGUUGGACCAAUUUUUCAAAAUCUGCUGCCAGUGGUAGCGACAUGGCGUCACACUCUUCAGGAGAUGAGCUGACCUUCUUGGGCCAAGAUGGUCAUUUCGACUUGCGACAGGAUUCUCGAAUGUUUUCAUUUCGCAAUGAUCAUGGAACGGCUUCCAUCUAUCCACAGGGGUUUAUCAGGUGGUUUACAAUCAGUUUGAGCCUCGUUGUCACUUUGAUCCUCAUUACUUGUCUGGCUAUCCACUAUUUCUUGGUUGGAAACAAGGAUAAGUUUAUGUCGAAAUUCUCUCUGGCUGACACCACUACGUUUUCUACCACAACUACUGGACUGUUCCAACUACUUCUUGGUGGAUUUGCAUCAGAUAAGCAGAAGGCAGUCAAAGGUGAAAUUGUUCAGCGUCCAGUUAACUUCCAACAGAGAUUUGCCCGAACAACCGGGAUAAGUUUAACGAUUCCAAUUUCGACAAUCACACCACCAGACAGCUCGGUAGCCACCGUAUUAGACCAACCUAUCACUGCUACUAAGAUGCCGCUCCCAAAGUUUCUGACGCCCCGACCACAGGAGGACUAUGAAAACAAUAAUUCAAAAAUUCACACCCCUGAUCCUGGCUAUUCGUCAACCACACCUUCGGACACCCACUCGGGAUCAGUGUCCCCCAUCGGAUUCAGCAUUGGCGAUGCCUCUGACAGUGAAAGUGACCCCGAUGAUGUUGCCAAGCCCCAUGAUGAAGACAGGAGACAUAGCUCUGAUUCCAUCCGAGCUCAGACGCUGGAGACGGGAUUAAAAGAUUUGAACAUCGAGGUUAACAUUGAGCAACCACCCAGAUCUAUCGAAGAAUGUGCCUUAAUUUACAAGUCAGAUGAUGGAGCAAAACUUCUAACAGAUGCGGAGGUUAUUGCACUCGUUAAUGCCAAGCACAUCCCAGCUUAUCAACUGGAGAAGGCUGUAGAAGACCCAGAACGUGGAGUUAAUAUUAGGAGGAAACUUUUGGCUUUAUCAGGGGAGCAGUACUUCAAUGAAGGUCUUCCCUUUCAAAAUUAUGACUACAGCAAAGUUAUGGGUGCAUGUUGUGAAAAUGUCGUGGGAUACAUCCCAAUUCCAGUUGGCGUCGCAGGACCAUUCGUAGUUGAUGAUCAGUCGUACUAUAUUCCGAUGGCUACGACCGAAGGGUGCUUAGUCGCUAGCACCAAUCGAGGAUGUAGAGCGUUGGUGAACGGCGUCCAAACGAAGGUCGUAGGGGACGGAAUUUCUCGAGCACCGGUCGUCAGAUUCCCCACCGCCAUGAAAGCAUCUGCUGCGAUGUUGUGGUUAAAUGAGAAUGACAACUUUGCCAUCAUCAAGGACAGCUUUGACUCAUCCAGCCGAUUUGCUCGCCUUACAAACAUUCAUUGCAGAAUUGCGGGGCGCUUCCUGUUCAUCAGAUUUGUAGCAAAGACGGGAGAUGCGAUGGGAAUGAACAUGAUUUCAAAGGGAACGGAAAUUGCAUUGAAUAAAUUGCAACAAUUUCAUCCAGACAUGGAAGUAUUGGCCUUGAGCGGUAACGUGUGUACGGAUAAGAAACCUGCAGCAAUAAAUUGGCUACAAGGUCGGGGCAAGUCUGUGGUUGCGGAGGCCGUGGUACCCGCCCACAUUGUGGAGAACGUCUUGAAAACGUCAACAGCGGCGUUGGUGGAGGUCAACGUGGCGAAAAAUUUAGUUGGGUCGGCAAUGGCUGGAUCAAUUGGUGGAUUUAACGCACACGCAGCCAAUAUAGUUACAGCUAUUUACAUUGCGACAGGACAGGACCCAGCUCAAAAUGUUGGAAGCAGCAAUUGUAUUACUUUGAUGGAACCCUGGGGGGUUGGAGGUAGGGAUUUGCAUAUUUCGUGUUCCAUGCCGAGCAUCGAAGUUGGAACAGUUGGGGGUGGAACGUUUCUGGAUGCUCAAUCCGCUUGCUUGGAUAUGCUGGGCGUGAAGGGUGCAAAUGAGAACGCUGGACUAAAUUCCCAAACCUUGGCCAGACUAGUUUGCGCUACCGUGCUGGCUGGUGAGCUUUCGCUGAUUUCAGCAUUGUCAGCAGGUCAUCUAGUCCGUUCCCACCUAAAGCACAAUCGUUCGACCGCAAGUUUUAACGGCUCCGUUACACCAAUCGGAAGUCACGUCAAUUUGAACUUUGACAAGAAGCAAAAUAGUCUGUGUCCUGAUUCUGGAUCUGUACAACCACCCUGCUCUCUUGCCAUUAAAGCUCAGGCGGAGGAAUUGAAGCAGCAGAACAAUAAACCUCUCACAUCAAGACGCAGUCCCUCCAGAUCGCCUACAUUUACUAAACGAAAUCCUCCAGUUGCCUCCAGAAUCAAAUCAUCGAUGGAAUUUUUAGCAGGACCGGAUUGCAAGCAGACAUAACUAAAAACACUCAGUUUGGUUUAUUUGAUAUGUUUUAAUACAUUUGAUCAGCUUAAGAAGCAUACCAUUUUUUCAUAAGUUGGAGGCUUAUGCAUUGUAGAAAUAACAGUAAUUUAGUGUUAUAAUAAAAUAUUUGAAUAUUUGAAAUAUUUGGCCAAAGUAAUAAAACUCUACUGUGGAGCAUUAUCUGCAAAUUAA
Folsomia candida is the source of this 2925-nucleotide messenger RNA. Its product is annotated as 3-hydroxy-3-methylglutaryl-coenzyme A reductase. NCBI's taxonomy places the organism in Eukaryota, Metazoa, Arthropoda, Collembola, Entomobryomorpha, Isotomidae. Gene Ontology annotation, cellular component: endoplasmic reticulum membrane; peroxisomal membrane. The transcript has 8 exons. Gene Ontology annotation, molecular function: hydroxymethylglutaryl-CoA reductase (NADPH) activity; protein binding. The record is from RefSeq and is a predicted model, not a curated record. The coding region runs from base 115 to 2727 and encodes 870 amino acids. Gene Ontology annotation, biological process: coenzyme A metabolic process; sterol biosynthetic process; isoprenoid biosynthetic process.